Mobula hypostoma (lesser devil ray) is the source of this 6671-nucleotide messenger RNA. Its product is annotated as zinc finger protein 239-like. The record is from RefSeq and is a predicted model, not a curated record. Gene Ontology annotation, biological process: regulation of transcription by RNA polymerase II. Gene Ontology annotation, molecular function: RNA polymerase II cis-regulatory region sequence-specific DNA binding; DNA-binding transcription factor activity, RNA polymerase II-specific. Gene Ontology annotation, cellular component: transcription regulator complex; PcG protein complex; chromatin. NCBI's taxonomy places the organism in Eukaryota, Metazoa, Chordata, Chondrichthyes, Myliobatiformes, Myliobatidae. The coding region runs from base 778 to 1836 and encodes 352 amino acids. The transcript is spliced from 2 exons.
CGCAGAGUAGACGAGCGGCUACCAACGAUCGAUGCAGGUUUGAAAUGGCAGGAUACUUGUGUACGGGAAUCACAACCAUAACACAUCGGUUUUGCUGACUCUGUCUGGAUAUUUAAGGAGUGACCAAAUAUUUUCUUUGCAACACAUCUGUUGUCGAUCCUUGGAGAUGAAGAAGUAUCUCAUUCCAGCUGGUAAUUUAUUCUGUCUCUGAAAUGAAGUUUUCUGUUUUAACUCUGUGAAACUCACUGGAACCGGGAGCUGAGAACACCAGCAUUUGUUCACUGGAGAUCAGUUCUUCAACUGCAUUGAUUGUACAAAGGAUUCAAACGUCUGACUUUCUGAAUUGCCAGACAAUUGAUCGUAGUGAGAUAUCAUUCUCCAUCUCUCAGUGUGGGAAGGGAUUCACUCACAGGCUACCCACAGACACACCAGUGAGUUCACCGUGGGGAGAGGCCAUUCACCCGCACUGUGUGAGGGAGGGGAACCACUCAGUCAUCCAGUCUGAAGCUACAUCAGCAAGUUCACACCAUAGUGAGAUGCUCCACCUGUUCUGCAAGCAGGAAGCCAUUCUGUUAUCGAUGCUAAAGGUACAUCAGAAAAUUCACCAGUGAGAGGACAUUGACCUGCUCAGACGGUGGAAAGGUGUUCGCGCACUCAACCACACCACAGUGACACCAGCGUUCACACGGGGAGAAGCCAUUCACCUGCUCUGAAUGUGGGAAAGGGUUCACUCAAUCAUCUGAACUGAAUGAACACCAGUGAGUUCACACUGAGAAGAUGCCGUUCACCUGCUCAGACUGUGGGAAAGGAUUCAUUCUGUCAAAUCACCUGCUGCAACAUCAGUUAGUUCACACUGGGGAGAGGCCAUGCACCUGCUCAGACUGUGGGAAGGGAUUCACUCAGUCGUCCCACCUACAGAGUCACCAGCGAGUUCGUACUGUGGAAAAGCCAUUCACGUGCUCUCAAUGUGGGAAGGGAUUCACCCAUUCAUCUCAACUGAAGGAGCAUCAGCGAGUCCACACUGGGGAGAGGCCGUUCACUUGUUCUGAAUGUGGGAAGCUAUUUGCUCGGUCAUCUCAUCUGAAGUUACAUCAGCGAGUUCACACUGGAGAGAGGCCAUUCACCUGCUCAGACUGUGGGAAGGGAUUCACUGACUCGUACAACCUACAGAGACACCAGCGAGUUCACACUGGGGAGAAGCCAUUCACAUGCUCAGAAUGUGGUAAAGGAUUCACCCAGUCAUCUGAUCUGAAGUUACAUCAGCGAGUUCACACUGGGGAGAGGCCAUUCACCUGCUCAGACUGUGGGAAGGGAUUCACUCGGUCGUCCCACCUACAGAGACACCAGCAAAUUCACACUGGGGAGAAGCCAUUCACAUGCUCUGAAUGUGGGAAAGGAUUCAUCCAGUCACAUCAUCUGAAGGAGCAUCACCGAGUCCACACUGGGGAGAAGCCGUUCACUUGCUCUGAAUGUGGGAAGGGAUUCACUCAGUCAUCUCACCUACAGACACACCAGCGAGUUCACACUAGGGAGAGGCCAUUCAUCUGCUCAGACUGUGGAAUGGGAUUCUCACACUCAUCCACACUACAGGGACACCAGCGAAUUCACACUAGGCAGAAGCCAUGCACAUGCUCGGAAUGUGGAAAGGGAUUCACCCAGUCAGCUGAAAUGAAGGCACAUCAGCGAGUUCACACUGAGGAGAAGCUGUUCAUCUGCUCUGAAUGUGGUAAGGGAUUCGCUCGGUCACCUCAACUGCAGGUACAUGAGAAAUUUCACAUUGGGGAGAGGCCAUUCAUAUGCUCUGAAUGUGGGAAGGGCUUCAUUCAACCAUUUUGACUGAAGCUACAUCAGCGAGUUCACACUGCGGAGAAACCAUUCAGCUGCUCUGAAUAUGGGAAGGGAUUCAGUUGGCAAUCUCAACUGAUUGGACAUGAGCGAGUUCACACUGGGGAGAAACCGUUCAGCUGCUAUGAAUGUGGAAAUGGAUUCACUCAGUCAUCCAAACUUGUGAGGCACUACCAAAUUCACACUAGGGAGAAAUUGUUCACUUGCUCAAAUUGUUGGAAGGAAUUCACUCAGUCAUCUGACUUUAAAAUCCAUCAGCGAAUUCACACUGGAGGAUGCCACUCACCUGUUCUGAAUGUGGGAAAGGGUUCACUCAGACAUCUCAAUUAAGACUAUAAGAUAUAGGAGCAGAAGUAGGCCAUUUGGCCUUUCGAGUCUGCUCUGCCAUUUGAUCAUGGGCUGAUCCAAUUCCUCCAGUCAUCCCCACUACCCUGCCUUCACCCCAUACCCUUUGAUGCCCUGGCUAAUGAAGAACCUGUCUCUCUCGAUUUGUCCAGGAGAUGCUCAUGUAGUGAGGUUGUCUUUGGCUUUGCUCCAUUACCGUUACUUUUUUUUUAACUUAUGAUCUCCUUUACUUAAUUUAUUUUUACCUACACUAGAAGAUUUAUUCUAUACUACUGAUUUUUCCUGAAAUCUGAAGAAAUGAGCAAAGAAAUAAGUGCAAGAUCUAAAGUGCGUGAACCUAAAAAUGGGAAGGAUUUCGACGGGAACAGGGGGUAAAAAAGGUGAACCGAAGCAAAUGGAACUAACUUAUGAUAUUCUGUUGAAUCUUUGAAAUGAAAAAUUUGAAGAACAACGUCAAAGUUUAACUGAAAAAUUUGAACAACAACGUCAAUGUUUUAAAGAAGUCUUAAAAUCAAUCACGGACUCUCUGAAAUCGCUUGAUUGUGAAGUUAAGCAACAUCAAAGUAAAAUUACUGAAUUAGACAUUGAAUCUCAGAAGAGAGAUUUGAAAAUCGAAAAUUUGGAACAGAAAUUUUCUUCGACGACUAAACAACUGGAACAUUUUAAAUCCAAGAUUAUUGAUCUUGGAAACCAAUCUAGAAGACAGAACUUACGUAUAAUUGGUCUCCCCGAGGAUGUCGAGAAAGGAGAACCUUCAAAAUUCUUCUCUCAACUUUUAAAGGAUGCAUUUAGUUCUGUAUUUCCCGAUGAUCCUCCAUUGCUCGACCGUGCUCAUCGUACAUUGCGUCCAAAACCAUCCUCCGAAUUUAAUCCGAGGCCAUUGAUCCUCCGGUUCCAUUAUGUUAGCAUUAAAGAACAUCUUACUCGAAUUGCCCGUCGCCAAGGUAUGAUUAAAUUUCAGCAAUAUCAGUUCCGUUUAGUGGAAGACUACAGUCCCAAAUUGAUGAAGGCGUGGCUGGCUUUUAAACCUCUGAUGUCCGAAUGCUACCAAAAAAAUCACAAACCAGCCCUAUUGUAUCCUGCAUGUUUAAGAAUUUCUCCUUCGGACGGAUCACGUCGUGUCUUCCAUUGCACAAGUGCGGCUCGAAGUUUUUUGGAUAAGCACUAUUCAACUGCUACGGAUACCUUGCUUUAAUUAAUGUCUAGUUUUCGCAGCAUCGGCUCUCUUUUUAGGUGCUUUUUUUUAAGCCUUUAAUCAUCAUAUGAAGAAGAUCUUUUAUAAGUUCUAGACUUUCGUCUUUGGUUAGUAGUGUAGGUAUUUUUCACAUCUCAAUUAAAGUUCAUUUUUCCUACGGAUGAUUUUACUUUUCAUUAAUUUAUUAAUUUUUAAUUUUUUUCUGACAUUGUCAUCAACAAAUUGUUGGUAAAUUUGUACUGUAUGGAGGAACAUUUUCUUUGUUUUUGGCUUCGUAUAAUUAAGAUGGCAUCUGUUUCCCUUUUCUCAUAAUAUCUUUUGUUCUUUUUGACUUAAUCAUCGUCUCAGGUUUCUUCUUCCCAUAAUUCCUUUCUUUUUUUGAAGUGCCAUUUUCAAUUAUUUAUGUUUGUAAUUAAUUAAUAAUAUGCAUCAGCGCUUACCUUUUUUUUGUUCAUUUUAGAAAUCACAAUAUGUAGAUUAUUACAGUACUGUUUAAUUUUUGUUUUGGAUUUAGGCGAGGUUUCUUUUUAACAUAUCUUCUCUAGCCUUCUCUGGCUUAGUUUUGGGAUUUCAGGGUGGGGGGUGGGGGGAGUCUUUCCUUUAUUAAUUUUUUCUGUUGGGCUGAUUCGGUACUACAAAGAUGUCUGCAGUGUCGUGAUUUCCGGUUCCGCUCUGAAUAUUUAUUCCUCUUCUGAUUUCAUGAGUUUACAUUAUGGUUAACUCUUUAUAUACCAAAGGGUUAACAUUAAAUUAUGGCUCAGCUUAUUAAUUUUCUCUCUUGGAAUACAAAUGGUUUAAACGAUCCAAUAAAACGGAAAAAGAUUUUUAAAGUAUUCCAAAGACUGAAUACUCACAUUAUUUUUGCACAAGUAACUUAUGUGAGGAAAGAGGAUAAUCAACAUUUCUUUAGAUUUUUGAAGGCCUAACAGUGCCACUCGAACUCCCAAGCCAAAGUGAAAGGAGGUUAAAUUUUUAUAGAUUCCUCAAUUACAUUUACACAUCAAGACAUUAUUUCAGAUCUUAGUGGUAGAUGUUUGUUAAUUACUGGGUUACUUUUUAAUAAAAAAGUUGCUAUGGUUAAUGUUUAUGCUUCAAAUGCGGAUGAUCCCGAAUUUUUAAGCACUUAUUCACUUCUUUUCCUAAUUUAAACGAGUAUAUGUUGAUAAUGGGGGGUGAUUUUAAUUGCUGUUUAAAUCCCCUGAUGGAUAGAUCCAUAUCUAGUCAGGCUUUACCGAAUAAGUCGGCUACUCUUAUUAACUCUUUUAUGAUUGACUCUGGAAUUUCAGAAAUUUGGAGAUUUCUACACCCUAAGGAUAAAGAGUCUUCAUUCUUCUCACAUGUUUAUCAUUCUUAUUCUUGAAUUGACUACUUUUUUAUUGACUCGUUUAAUUCCAUUUGUAAUUAACUGCAAUUAUGACAUUAUCACCAUUUCUGAUCAUGCUCCAAUGAAACUUUCUGUCAAGAUAAUGGAUACUUCUACUAUUAGGCAAUGGCGAUUUAAUUCUAAUUUGCUUCGAGACCUGAACUUUGUUAAGUUUAUGAAGGAUCAGAUUGCUUUCUUCUUUUCAACUAAUAUUGUGGAAGAAAUCUCCAACGGGACAGUAUGGGACACUUUUAAAGCUUAUAUCCGCGGACAGGUUAUUUCUUAUUCUGUUGGUUUGAAGAAACAUAUUAAGAAUGAAACACUUUUGUUGGUUGACAAAAUACUUUAUACUUUAUUGUGGCCAAACAAUUGAUACUAGAAUGUACAAUCAUCACAGCAAUAUUUGAUUCUGUGCUUCCUGCUCCCUGGAUUAAAAAACGAUAGUAUAUAUUAAAAAUAUUAAAGAUUUAAAUUAUAAAUCUUAAAUAGAAAAUAGAAAAAUGGAAAGUAAGGUAGUGCAAAAAAAACCGAGAGGCAGGUCCGGAUAUUUGGAGGGUACAGCCCAGAUCCGGAUCAGGAUUCAUUCAGCAGUCUUAUCACAGCUGGAAAGACGCUGUUCCUAAAUCUGGCCACAUGAGUCUUCAAGCCCUUGAGCCUUCUCCCGGAUGGAAGGGGGACGAAAAGUGUGUUGGCUGGGUGUGUCGUGUCAUUGAUUAUCCUGGCAGCGCUGCUCCGAUAGCGUGCGGUGUAAAGUCAGUCCAAGGACGGAAGAUUGGUUUAUGUGAUGUGCUGCGCCAUGUUCAGGAUCUUCUGCAGCUUCUUCAGGUCUUGGACAGGACAACUUCCAUACCAGGUUGUGAUGCACCCUAGAAGAAUGCUUUCUACGGUGCAUGUAUAAAAAUUAGCGAGGGUUUUAGGGGACAGGCCAAAUUUCUUUAGUUUUCUCAGGAAGUAAAGGCGCUGGUGGGCCUUGGCAGUGCACUCUGCUUGGUUGGACCUCCUGCUUGGAGGAACUUAAAGCUUUUGACCUGUUCCACUUGCACACCACCAAUGUAAUUUGGGUCCUGCGGUCCGCUACUCCUUCUGAAGUCAACAACCAAUUCCUUUGUCUUGCUGACGUUGAGGGAUAGGUUAUUGUCUUUGCACCAUGCCACUAUGUUCUUAAUUUUCUCUCUACUCAAACUCAUCAUUACCUGAGAUAAGGCCUACAAUUGUUGUGUCAUCAGCAAACCUAUAUAUUCAGUUUGAUGGAAACUUGGCUACACAAUCAUGGGUGUACAGUGAGUACAGCAGGGGGCUGUGUACACAGCCUUGUGGGACACCAGUGCUCAGAAUGAUUGUAGAGGAGAGCUUGUCCCCUAUUUUUACAGCCUGGGUCCUGUCUUCGAGGAAGUUGAAGAUCCAGCUGCAGAUCUGAGUGCUAAGGCCCUGCUUCCGGAGCUAAGGAAUCCAUUUAUUUGGAAUGAUGGUAUUAAAGGCAGAGCUGCAGUCAAUGAAAAGGAGCCUUACGCAUGCAUCUUUAUUCUCCAGGUGUUCUAAGGAGUUAAAGAAAAAUUAAAGAAAUUGAUAAGAUAUAUUCUAUUGCUCCUAGUAAGGAGCUUUAUAAACAGAGAGUCGAAUUUCAAAUGGAACACAGUUUAUUAUUAACAUCCUCGAUUGAAAAUCAAGUAAUGAAAGCUAGAAGAGAGUUUUAUAUUCAUAGUGACAAAUCGGGAAAUUGUUAGCUUAUCAGUUGAAAAGUACUUAGGUUAAACGUCAAAUUAUCAAGAUCUGCAAACAUAAUGACACUUCAACAGUUGAUCAUGACGAAAUAAACAAAACUUUUCAAGAAUUUCAUACCUCUUUAUACCACUCUUGAUUUUCCUCAUGAUCCUAACACCAUGUAUGACUUUUUAAGGAAAGUAAAUUUUCCAAAAUGAUCAC